This is a messenger RNA of Oldenlandia corymbosa var. corymbosa, 1363 nucleotides long. The record is from the annotation of a GenBank genome assembly. NCBI's taxonomy places the organism in Eukaryota, Viridiplantae, Streptophyta, Magnoliopsida, Gentianales, Rubiaceae.
UCAAAACAUCAAAUCUUCCUUAAAAUCUCUCUCUCUCUCUCAAGUUCUCACAAUAUCCUCCUCUUCAUCCAACAAAGCAAACCAAAAAAAACAAAAAAAAUCCUGCCAUAAACAGUAAAUUAGAAGAAAUGGACCAACAAAACAAUAACAUGCCAGUGAUAGCCAAGAAAUUCUGGCACUUGGUGAAAGUACUACUCUUCAUGUUGAGGAAAGGAAUCUCCAAAGGAAAAUUAAUGAUCGAUCUCAACAUGCUGAUGAAGCGCGGGAAGAUUGCCGGAAAAGCCAUUCAGAAUCUCAUGUUCCACCACAGCCACAACUGGGCUUCUUCUCUAGCCGCCGCCGCCCACCACCACCACCGCCGGUCACAGGACAAGAAAAACCACAAUCUCCAAUCCCUCGCCAACCCGAACUCCGUCGAAUACUACGAGUUCAGCUGCAGUAACAGCCCGGCUUAUCCCAGCUUCCACCUCCCCUUCCACCUCAACAACAAGAAAAACAAAAAUAACCACCGCCACCAGUAUUCCGGCAGCUUCUCCGACUUCUUCUCCUGCAACCAAACGCCGGCUCAUGGCCAUGACGACAAUGACGUGGCGGUCCAAGCCGUUUUCAAGGCAUUGGAGUUGUUGAACAGUGGCAAUGUUUCGCCGGCGCUGCCGGGGUUCGGGAAGAGCCCGAUGGUCCGGCAGCUGAGGAUAACCGACUCGCCGUUUCCGUUGAAGGAGGUGGAGGAAGACAACCACGUGGAUGAAGCCGCCGAGGAGUUCAUUUCUAGGUUUUACAGGGAUUUGAGGCGGCAAAAUGGAUUCGCUUCUUAAAUUCGGGGGGCAUUCGUGAAAAUUAUUAUUUAAAGGAAAAUCAAUGCCUCAAUGGUACUCCGUGCAUCAGGUGUUGUAGCUGCACAAUUUGGUAUGGGCCAAAGAAUAACUACCGAAAACUUCUGGGGUGCAUCAGAUAAUUUUGGAAUAUGUUUGGUGCUUUUUUCACAAGUGUAAAAGAUGAUGAUUAUAUAUCUCAUACAUGAGAGCUGAAGGUUCUAGAGUGUUUGUAGAGGGGUGUGUCCAUCAUGUACAAGCUAUUAAUACAAACUAUAUAUUAGUAAUUUUAGGAUAUCAAAUAUGGGAUGGUGUUGUACUUUGAAGUUUUUCAUAUACUCAAAAUUAGGAAUUGAGUUGUUAGAAACUCAUCAAAUCAAAGUGGGGGAAAAAAGAAAACAAAAAAAUAAAGUUGAUCAUCAAUGUAGAUGAACGUGCACAUGUUGCCGUCAAAUGUUAGAUCCAUACAGUUUCUGUCUUAUGUUUAUAACGCAUGAAGAUUCCAUGAGAUUUUUCAAAAUCUCAAUUCUAAUUCUUUUAUUGAUUGUGUA